This is a messenger RNA of Brassica napus (rape), 1790 nucleotides long. RefSeq names its product transcription factor MYB92. Lineage: Eukaryota; Viridiplantae; Streptophyta; Magnoliopsida; Brassicales; Brassicaceae. The transcript is spliced from 5 exons. The record is from RefSeq and is a predicted model, not a curated record. The coding region runs from base 399 to 1412 and encodes 337 amino acids.
AUCACAUCUAGCAUGUCACCAUCACUGAUAUAGAGGUUUGGUACUAGGGCAUAGUGAUGGCUACUGAUGAACUGCUUCUUAAUUAAAGACAUGUAAGAGACCAAUUGAUAUGUGUUUGACCGUUUGUCCAUUGAAGACGGCUAUUCCCGAGAUGAUACUGAUAUUGCUUAAGACAAGAAGAAGAAUUUACAUUGAAUGAUUUUUUCACACUGGAAGGAACCACGUGAUGAAAUGGACAUGAAGAGAAAAGGGUGCUAGGUUUAAUAUAAAUAGAAGUAAGAAGCAGUUAGUGGUUGUGAAGAGAGGAGGCAAGCGACCAAACCUCAGAGAAAUAACAGUAUUAGAGGAAGAAAAGAGAAACAAUACCGUUGUUAAUUAGAUACAGGAGAUCAGCGAACAUGGGAAGAUCUCCUUCUAGUGAUGACUCUGGUCUCAAGAAAGGUCCUUGGACUCCUGAAGAAGAUGAGAAACUUGUGAACUAUGUCCAAAAACAUGGCCAUAGUAGCUGGAGAGCUCUUCCUAAGCUUGCUGGUCUUAACAGGUGUGGGAAGAGUUGUAGGCUAAGAUGGACGAACUACUUGAGACCUGACAUCAAGAGAGGGAAAUUUUCUCCAGACGAGGAACAAACUAUCUUGAACCUUCAUGCAGUUCUUGGAAACAAGUGGUCAACGAUUGCAAACCACUUACCGGGGAGAACAGACAACGAGAUCAAGAACUUCUGGAACACUCAUCUGAAGAAAAAGCUGAUCCAAAUGGGAAUAGACCCAAUGACUCACCUGCCUAGAACUGAUAUCUUCUCCAGCUUAUCUCAGCUCAUGUCUCUGUCCUCUAACUUAAGAGGUUUUGUUGAUAUGCAGCAACAGUUUCCAAAUGGUCAAGACCAAACUAUACUGAAACUCCAAACCGAGAUGGCCAAACUCCAGUUGUUCCAAUACCUUCUCCAACCACCUACCAUGAGUAACAACAUUAGAAACCCUAAUGACUUUGACAUUCUCAGUCUCCUUAACUCCAUUGCCUCCUUCAAAGAAAUCACCAGCAACAAUCUAGACCUUGGUUCCAAUCUUCAGGACUUUAACAGCUUACCAUCCUUAAAAACCCUAAACUCCAACAUUGGACCAUCUUCUGUUCUCCCCCAAAUUCCUGAAGACAAUCACUUCAAGUUCUGUAAUGAAAGGGAGAACUUACCAGUAUCUCCAAUCUGGCUCUCGGAUCCUACCAACUCUAACCAGCACAUGCUACCAUCUCUUGAUCCUUCCUCUGCGGUGAGUGAUGAUAUGAUUAGAAACCAAUAUGUUAUUGAACAUGUCAAUAGCAAUCUCACCUCUUCAAGUCAAGAGUCAGGAGCUUCAGCUUCAGCUGCAUGGCCUGAUCAUCUAUUGGAUGAUUCCAUAUUUUCCGAUAUGAUUCCCUAGCCUUUUCUGGUAUGUUUUGGAGGAACUUGAAAUCGAAUUUACGCUUGGGAGUACUGUGCUUUGUUGGAUAAUUUAUUUGCAUAUUAAUAUAUAUUGUAGACACAUAAUAUGUAUGGGUGUUCAUGUUGUAGCAUGUACAGUAUAGUACAGGUUUCAUAACUCAUAUGUGUGCUGUUAUCAAUGUCUUUACUCUUUAGCAUAUGUUUGUACCUUAUAGCCGUGUUUUUAUAUAUAGAGAUGACUUUUGUGAAGUGGAGGUCACUUCUAGUUGUAAUUAGUUUUUUUUUGGAUCUUUUGUGUUUACUCUUCCUGAUUACAAUCAUGUAUCAGUAUAGAUGUAUCGGUGUUACAAAAAAAAAUCUUUAUCUUUCUUACAAA